Molecule: messenger RNA, 876 nt
Organism: Kwoniella shivajii
Lineage: Eukaryota; Fungi; Basidiomycota; Tremellomycetes; Tremellales; Cryptococcaceae
Exons: 9
Coding region: 1-876 (291 amino acids)
Biological process (GO): actin filament bundle assembly; actin cortical patch localization; regulation of ruffle assembly
Cellular component (GO): ruffle membrane; actin cortical patch
Molecular function (GO): actin filament binding; phosphatidylinositol binding
Source: RefSeq, a predicted model, not a curated record
AUGCAAGGUAAAUUCAGCGGAAUGUUGGGUAAAGCUCAAGCAGCUUUGAAGGAUGGACAAAGCCGAGCUGCGACAGGAGGCUCGAACUUGAUGCAAUCGUUUUCUCUUCCCGGUGAAUCACAGAAAGCUGCUAAAAUCCUUAAGAGUUUCCUUGCGGAUCCUCAUGCACCUCAAACCGCUCUCAACUCAAUUCCCAAGGCAGUUCUGCAAAGAGCCAAAGGUCUUGCGGUCUUCACUAUUCUGAAAGCAGGAUUUGUGUUUUCCGGAAAAGCAGGUUCAGGAUUAGUCAUCGCUCGGUUGCCUGAUGGAAGCUGGAGUGCACCCAGUUGUAUUGCUACUGCCGGUGUCGGAUGGGGUCUACAGAUUGGAGCAGACUUGACUGAAGUUGUCAUUGUUCUCAACUCUGACGAAGCCGUCAAAGCAUUUUCAAGAGGAGGUAAUGUCACCGUUGGCGGUGGUAUCUCAGCCGCUGCUGGACCUAUUGGUACAGGUGGUCAAGUAUCAGCUUCUCUCGCCAAUCCAGCUCCUAUGUUCAGCUAUAGUAGAUCUAAAGGUCUUUUCGCUGGUUUGACAUUGGAUGGUACCAUCUUGGUGGAGAGGAAGGAUGCCAACCGAGAAUUCUAUGGAAGUAGCAUUUCCUCAACGGAUAUUUUAACUGGUCGAGUACCUGCUCCUGAGAUUGCUGGGGAGAUGUAUGAUAUCAUUGAAGCUGCGGAAGGUCUCGACGAGAGUGGUCUUCCUGCAGAAGCUUACAUUCCAGGUCAAACCGGUGAACCUCUUCCUGUCCCUAAUGCAACAACAGCACAUCCUGCUACAACGGAAACAGCUGUCCCAGGAUCCGGAAACAAGACUGUUUUUGAUGCUACUGCACCUUGA